This is a messenger RNA of Temnothorax curvispinosus, 948 nucleotides long. Its product is annotated as matrix metalloproteinase-19-like. Gene Ontology annotation, biological process: collagen catabolic process; extracellular matrix organization; proteolysis. The record is from RefSeq and is a predicted model, not a curated record. Gene Ontology annotation, cellular component: extracellular matrix. The coding region runs from base 1 to 948 and encodes 315 amino acids. The transcript has a single exon. Gene Ontology annotation, molecular function: metalloendopeptidase activity; zinc ion binding. NCBI's taxonomy places the organism in Eukaryota, Metazoa, Arthropoda, Insecta, Hymenoptera, Formicidae.
AUGAGUAAACCGCGAUGCGGUUUCCGAGAUAUCCUGAAGCACGGAACGAAAACGAGCCUAUUCAAAUGGCCGAAGACGCACCUGACGUGGAAUUUUCACUUAGCCGACGAGACCGAGCUGAGCACGGCGCGGGCCGCGUUUGACCUGUGGUCGCAGCAUUCGGCAUUGACGUUCGAACGCUCCGAAACAAAUGCCGACAUUAUAAUACCUUGGCGACGCCUACGUCACUAUAACACGAAUACCAAGGUAAACGGAGCAAUUUGCUCGGACAAAUUCGACGGUCCCGGCAACGUGCUCGCCCACGCGUCUCUCCCGACAGACCAAGCGGGGUUCGUCUCCGAGGUGCACGUCGACGGGGACGAGCCGUGGCACAUUUACAUCAAUAAACAUCCCGCGGAUAGGUUCUCCCUGCAUUACACGCUGACGCACGAGAUCGGCCACUCUCUCGGAUUGGUGCACAAUAGGCGCAAAACAUCGGUGAUGUUCGCGAUACAGCCGGACCAGCAGUAUCCGGUGAAGCUCGACCAAAACGACAUCGCCGACAUUCAACGUUUGUACGGUGAAAAAAGUACGAACGAGCCCCCGCAUCAGACGCCGGCGCCGCCGCCGCCAUCGCCGGACCUGUGCAGCCUCGAUCGCGUGAACGGGAUAUUGAUUUUAAAAAAUCGAAUGUACAUCUCGUACAAGCGUUACGUUUGGUCGAUCGAUCUGGACGGUAGGACGUACAACGGACCUUUAGCCCUUUCGAAUUACAUGAGCUUUCUUCACGACAAUUACACGCGCGUGACCGCCGCCUAUCAAUCCCCGUCCGGCGAUCUCGUGGUGUUCGUAGAUAAUUUGGUAUACUUGUUUCAAUAUCCGGAAUUUAGUCUGCGGCCAGGUUGGCCGAAGACCUUGCAAGAACUCGGAUUUCCCGAAAACACGGUGAACGCCCACAGAGGACAUUAA